Molecule: messenger RNA, 2206 nt
Organism: Orbicella faveolata
Lineage: Eukaryota; Metazoa; Cnidaria; Anthozoa; Scleractinia; Merulinidae
Product: histone deacetylase 8-like
Biological process (GO): heterochromatin formation
Molecular function (GO): histone deacetylase activity
Source: RefSeq, a predicted model, not a curated record
UUCAUCAAAUUUUUCUAACAGGUAGAGUUCAGCAUUUAUUUUCAAAGCAAAAUUUAUAGAACAAAGAUAAUUCUUUACGAUUAACAUUCGGAUUCUAAGCUGUGUGCCUCAUUGACUUAAAUUAAAACAGAAAUACGCAUCAUUUGACAAUUUUACUCUGCCCUACCCUACCCAGUCUGUUAUUUUGUCCUCUUUUGUCCAGUGUUUUUCCCGCGCAAGUUUGAAGAUGGCUUUGAGGGAUAAUGGCGGUCAGACGACAAAAAGAGCCACAAAAGUCCCCAGAACGGUCGUUAUAAUACACUCAGACGAGCUUGUAAGAUUGUGCGAUAAUCUGCCCAAAGUUCCUAAACGGGCAUCGCUGACUCAUACAUUGAUUAAAGCCUAUGGACUUAUGGAAAAUGCCAGAGUCGUUCAACCAAGACGAGCCUCAGUCAGAGAGCUUUCUGCUUUCCAUUCUUUGGACUACAUUGAGUGCUUAGAACAAGUAACAAAUGGUGACGAGUGCGAGGAAGGGGAGCAUGUGGCUUCUGAGUAUGGUUUAGGCUUUGAUUGCCCUGUGUUUGAUGACUUGUUUAGCUGCAUGUCUGCUGUGGCUGGAGGAACGCUUACUGCUGCCGAGAUGUUGAACAAAAGGGAAUGCUCUAUAGCAAUCAACUGGCAGGGAGGCUGGCACCAUGCCCAGAGGGAUGAAGCAUCUGGAUUCUGCUAUGUUAACGAUGUUGUCUUAGGGAUUUUGAAGUUGCGGGAGAAGUUUGAUAAGGUUCUCUAUGUGGACAUUGAUCUUCACCAUGGCAAUGGGGUUGAAGAUGCCUUUUCUUUUACUUCAAAAGUAAUGUCGCUAUCAUUUCAUAAAUUUUCCCCUGGAUUUUUCCCAGGUACAGGAUCACACUAUGAUGUGGGUUUUGGCAAAGGAAAAUAUUAUUCCGUCAAUGUGCCUCUGAAGGAUGGAAUCACUGACAAGCCUUUCAUUGAAAUAUUUUCAAGAGUGAUGUCAGAGGUCAAGAUGAGAUUUAAGCCAAAUGCAGUUGUUUGUCAGUGUGGUGUUGAUACACUGGCUGGUGAUCCUAUGGCAUCUUUUAACCUCACCCAGCACAGUAUCGGAGAGUGUGUCAAAUACCUAAUGCAAUGGAACCUGCCAUUGUUAUUGCUCGGAGGAGGCGGAUAUAAUGUAAAGAAUGCUGCAAAGUGCUGGACAUACUUGACUGGUGUGGCUCUGAAUCAAUCAUUAUCACUUGACAUCCCAGAGCAUGAGUAUUUCCUGACCUAUGGACCAGACUACCAGCUUAAUAUUCCACCUGGAAGACGGCAUGACAUGAACACCACAGAAGAUCUCAAAAAUCUCCUCAACACUGUAUCAGGAAAUCUGCGAAAGAUUAGAUGAUGACACCUUUUUAAAAAAAUAUAUUUAAAGUUGGAUGUAACCAUUUGAUAAUCUGCCUGAUGCAGUGGAAGCGACCAUGCAUUUUGAGCUUCAAGAGUUUUUAUUGUAUAGUUGUAAACUAGUUGUAUUUGCAGUCGGCUGGUCUGAUUUCAUUUGGAGUUUGCAGAAUAAGCGUACCUGGCAAACAGGCAUGCAUGUCUUUUAACAUACCCCAGAAGGGGUUGCCUGAGAUUCAGUGUCUCUUAUCACAUAGCAAAAGAAGUCUAUAGUGGUUCCUUGUAGGGUACGAAACUUGAACCACACCUAAACUAUGAGUCUAUGAAUGAGCGACUGAAUGGAUCAACGUUCUUAAAUGUUAUCUAGUUUUACUCAACCUUUGCAAGAUACCUUCAAGAAAUAUCGUGGAAGAAUCACCUGUUUUACGAGAUUUCAAACCCAAAAUUAUUGUUUAACCAUGUUUUUGUUUCAUACAUGGAGCCCCCUCUAACAUUAUUGAGACACCGGUAUUUAUUUUUAACAUUUCCUGAAUGAAUGAAAUACUUCCAUAAUAAAAAGAAUAUGGAAUAUUUAUUUUUAUACAUCAGUCAAUCUAAUUAUACAGUAUACAGUACAUAGUAUUACAUCUGCUGUAAGCAUAAUAGAUAUAUUGUCAUCAGAAGUUGUGAUCAAACAGAACUCUGAUAGUUGGUAGGAAGUCUUUUUUACAAUUAUAUUUUGCAUAAAGCAGAUACUUUUGAUUCUAAUUAAUGGUGACACCAAACACUUUGUAAUUUUGUCAGGUUGCUGAAAAAGAGUGAUUGAUUAAAGAAAGUGUUCAUCAUUCAA